AUGGGUACAGUAUUGGCGUCUGAAAUAAUGGCGCUGCGAAUUCUUUUACCAGCAUCAUGGCAUGCACCAGUCAACAUAUUGUAUAUUUUACUUGUCAAUACCUUUUUAUGUCAUUAUUUGUUAUGGUCAUUGAUGGAGUUUUCUCUGGUUAAUAUUGAACAUGAAAUUCUCGAAAUUCCAACUUUCAGCAGUUUGCCAACAAGUAGUUGUAUGCUGAUCACGUUGUUGGGAUUCGGCCAUUGGAAGAAACAUAUGUCUUUACUGACGUGUGUUAUAGGUGUGCCUACCCUAUGGCUUUUCUGCAGAUAUAAGCCACAAGAGCAUCUUGAAAGUCUUUGGAAUUCAAUCAUAGACAUAUGCACUGGUAUCCUACUAAUUCUCUUUCCUGCUUUAAAUUACGUCUAUUACUUUGCCGGUGGUGAAGAGCCAUUGUUAAAAUCCUUGGCAGAAAUUCUGUUUCUAAUCACAACAACGAAUGUGUUAUUAUCACAACUUCAUAUCCGAAAUGUGUUUACGCCUAAAAACAGCUUUUAUAAGCGGAUUUUCAAUGUGAUUCCUGUGGUUAGUGGAAUUAUUCUGUUGAUGUUUCACACAGAUUUUCUAGGCGUAUUAUUCAACACGCCUGAUUAUCUGGCGACAUUUUUUGUGCAUUUCCUCUUCUUUUUUAUCCUGAUAUCUGUGACAUACAUACGAUUGCAUCAUCAAACUAUUCAAAAACAAUAUGUUUUAAAGUGUAUCUCCCUCAUAUUAUUAUUCCUAAUGAUCGUUUUAUAUUGGAAUAAACUUUCAAAAACCUUGAGGAUUUCUCAACAUCCCCUUUGGAAUAGAAGACUUAUGAAUCAGUUGUUUUGGAGUAGUGUUAUUUGUCUUAUAUCUUCGAUAUCUACUCUGUUCGCCUACGAAUAUGGAAAUCAAGAGUUAUUUGAUUUAGUCCUAGGCGUUUGCUUUUACGUCUUUCAUUAUUCUGAAUGGUGCUUAUAUAUGACGGUUAGCAUUUCGGAAUCUUGGUUAUUCGUUUCUUCACUAAUCAGUAUUGCAUUUGUAUUUUUAUUGUUUGCAAUCAUAAAAGGAAGUAGCGUGAGGAAUAGCUCAUUUUAUGUCUUCAGUCGGAGAUCUAAAAUUCAGCUAUUCAAUUGGCACGUCUUUUCUGCGUGCUGUUUGGUGCCAGCAUUAUUGAAACUUGUUUUACUCUGGAUAAAUAGGUAUAUCACCGAUUCUUCUCAGCAGAAUACAAUGGAUCACCGUGCCUAUUUUGAGAAGGGUUUUGUGCUGGGAUUGUAUUUAAUUAUUCUGGGAUUUGUUUGCAUUGAAAGAAUACACCUUUUUGCAAAAGAACUGACCGCCUGGUUAUUGAAAUUUCCGUUACUGACCUCAUAUUUCAGACAGAAUCAUAUAAUCAUUGAGUCAGUCACUUUACUGGCUUACUUUCAUUGUGCUGUCAAAUUAGUUUGGCCUCAGGUUCUCAUACUACUAAUGCAUUCACAAACGGAAAUGUCUGUAACUUCAUAUACACACAUAUUGAUCCAGUUAUCUACUUCAUGUCUGAUGACCAGCUUAGCUCAAGUUCUACCGUCUCUGUUUCGUAUAAAUUGGUCUAAUGCUGAAAUGUCUACGCAUAGUCGUUGUCUUGGCAAACUUGGCUUUUUACUAUUAAUGUGGUUUGUUAAUUCAAGACAGUUAGAUCUAACUUUGUCUGGAGUGCUUAUUUACGUCGCAGCUAUGCCAACUGUCAUUUUUUGUGCAACUUGGAUCCUUUGUUUUUGCAUCUUCGUAUUUUCUAUGAGAAAAUUCACACUAACUAUCAGCAGUGUCGUCACUUAUCUUCUUGAGAAUGCGAUCGUAACAAUCCUAUUGAUUCUCUCUUGUUCUUUUUGUAUAUUGGUAAUGAUGAAUUUAAUUCCUCCUAAGCUGCCUUCAUUUUUAAUGUUAUCAGUCUACAUAUCAUGUGUAGUCUGUCUUAUUCUUUGGGAUAUAAAUAGUGAUCUACUGGUUAGUCAGUUGUUACACUACCAAUCUAGCAAUCAUCGAAAUCCAGAAAUCAAAAAUCCAAUCACCGUCAUUGAUACUAAUGACUUCAAUGAUGAGUCCUGUACAGAGAAUGAUUCUGAAUCGUUUACAAAUGAAUCAAGUGAAGAUCGUUCGGCUGUUUCGGAGGUGUUUUGUCAUUUGCUAAUAAGGUUAUGCAUGUUGUGCUGUGGAUUAGUAAGUUUACUCGGCUCACUGGCCUACGUGACGUAUUCCAUGGAAUUACCAUCAGAUAAUGUGUGUCAGUUGUAUUCAUUAUUUUCACUGAAAAUUUUUGGCAUAGCACAAAUAUCUGUGGGAUAUCCUCAACGAUGGCUGUGCGACAAGAUACGAUGCCGAUCUUCUCGUCUUUUUAAAGAUGAAUCCAAAGUCUUGCAAUUCAUCUUAACUUGUGUGGUGAACUUAAGUAUUGUUUUAUCAGUUAUCCUCCGUUUUCAAUUCUGUUCAAGUCUUAAAACGGACCUGGAGGUUUUCUUUUUACCAUGGAUUGUAUUCGUUUUUCACGGAAGACUGUUCAACCGUUACCGACAUAUAUUAGCGUUAACUUGCUUUACUAUUUUCUUAGUCUAUUUGAUAUUUCUUAAUUCUCCAGUCGUCAAAGGUUAUUCACCACCCUUACCAACAUUUGAUCGUCAGUUUUUUGGAAAGUCGAAUUCAUCAGUUUAUUAUUGGAGUGAAUUUUUACUGACUGUUGCAUUGAUUCCGCUUCAUAUACUCUUUCUUGCCGAUCAGUUGGAUUUGAGUACACAAUGUUUAGUGAAUGUUAUAUUUUUUAAUUAUUUUGGCCAGUCGCAUAAUCAGCAUUUACCUUCGUCUAUAUGUUUUAAAUGUAUUAAAUUGUAUAUGGCGAAUUGUUUAAGUUGCAUUUUUGCAUAUAUUCUAUGCACUAGUUAUGCUGAAGCAAUUUUCAAAAGUAUUGGAUUCAGUAAAAUGCCUAGUUUAAAUGAUUACGAAGUGUGUAUCGCCGUGAAUCUAGUUGAUCCGAAUGUGCUGCAUACAACCUGGGAUUGCAUAGGUGGUCUAGAUUCUGUUAUCCGUGAAAUUGAAGAAUGUGUACUGCGACCGUUACACGCUGGACGAUCUCUACAAAUUGAUUCGAAACUAUUAAGACCGCCAAAGGGUAUUUUACUUUAUGGACCACCGGGUUGUGGGAAAACAUUACUUGCUCGUGCAAUGGCACGUGCUGCACAGGCUAAUUUUAUUAAUCUACAGAUAGCUACGCUUGUUAAUAUGUGGUAUGGUGAGACACAGAAGUAUGUGGAGGCUACAUUUAGUUUAGCUGAGAAAAUACAGCCAACUAUAAUAUUUAUUGAUGAAUUAGACUCAUUUUUAACUACACGUUCUCAACUCGAUAAUGAAGCAACACGUAUGAUAAAGACUCAGUUCAUGGCUUUAUGGGAUGGAUUGUUAACACAGGAUACCAGUCAAAUUAUAAUUGUAGGCGCAACAAAUAGACCUGGAGACUUAGAUCAAGCAAUAUUACGGCGUUUACCUUAUAAGAUGAAUUUAAUUCCUCCUAAGCUGCCUUCAUUUUUAAUGUUAUCAGUCUACAUAUCAUGUGUAGUCUGUCUUAUUCUUUGGGAUAUAAAUAGUGAUCUACUGGUUAGUCAGUUGUUACACUACCAAUCUAGUAAUCAUCGAAAUCCAGAAAUCAAAAAUCCAAUCACCAUCAUUGAUACUAAUGACUUCAAUGAUGAGUCCUGUACAGAGAAUGCUUCUGAAUCGUUUACAAAUGAAUCAAGUGAAGAUCGUUCGGCUGUUUCGGAGGUGUUUUGUCAUUUGCUAAUAAGGUUAUGCAUGUAA
Trichobilharzia szidati is the source of this 3828-nucleotide messenger RNA. Lineage: Eukaryota; Metazoa; Platyhelminthes; Trematoda; Strigeidida; Schistosomatidae. The record is from the annotation of a GenBank genome assembly.